CUCUCUUCCUUUCUCCCUCGCGCAGCACGCUCGGAUUCUUCCAUGUCCACGGCUGCUCGUCGUCUUCUCUACAACUCCCGAUUCCCCGCUGCGAGGACCAGCAGAAUCUCUCAGAUUCUCUCUCUAGCUCUCUCUCUUUCUCUCUCUAUAACUGAACCUGCACUGCGGACUGAGCAGGCGGAGCGAGAGAGAGAGGGAGGGAGGCGAGCUGAGCUGAGCGGAGCGACCCAUCGGCGGUUUCCGAUGGAGGCGAGGCACCGGCGGGCGCGGCCGCGGCCGCAGCUCGACCGCCGGAACGCCAUCAAGAACAUCGACUACGACGCGUCGUCCGCCUCGACCUCCUCAUCCUCGGCCUCCUCUCUGGCCCUCGACGGCCUCUCGGUCUUCACGAGCUUCCGCGUCAAGGGCGAGGAUGGCGAGUUCGACGUCAUCUGCCGCAGCCUGGGGCUCACGCCCGAGGACUUCGCCAUCCCCAUGGACGCCUGGCGGUCCAGCAAGGCUCGCGAUCUCACUCCUCGCUUGCGCCUCCAGAGCGCCGCCUUUUUAGCUUCCGACGGAGACGCCGACGACGAAUUGCCGCGCGAUGGCGAUGGCGGCGGGUUGGCUGCUGGAGUGGAUAGUAUCGAGCUCGAGAGUGGGAUAUCUAUAUUGAAUGGGAGUAGAAGUUACGGUUCAAGCGGUUUGGAAGAUAGAGUUAGGGUUUUGAGUCGUAGGACUCGUUUUAGGAAUAAAUCAGCGGGCUCUGCUUUGAACGUUUCUCGCCCUUUGGCCGAUGUUAUCUGUGCUAAUCGCGGAGAUUGUGAGAAUUGCGAAACGGAUAAUGCCGGGGGAGGAAUUAGGGGAUUGAGGCCUCCGGUCCUUACUCCGCCGCCAGUUAAGUUGCUGCCUGUUGUGGACAACGUGAGUUCCACUUGGGAAUUGUUGAACUCGUUCGGUCCUCAAGAAGGUCCUGGAGGAGAUGAGGAUUCUCCCGUUUGCCCUUCGAAUAAAGAGGAUUGGUCGGAUGGAGAUGAUGAGAAGGUUAGUAAAGAAAGGAUUUUGCCAAGAAAAGAUGAUUCGGACUCUCAUUUGUCAACUUCUGUUGAAGAUAAGGAGUCUACAGAUAAGGAUGAGGUGGGGAACGCCCCUUCUGCCAACAUUUCAGAACUAGUGCCCAAUGUUAUUUCAGAACCAGUGCGCAAUGUUUCGCCUGAGGGGAGUUUCAGACAAAGGAUCACCUCAUGGCAAAAGGGCGAGCGGUUGGGAAGUGGGUCAUUUGGUACUGUAUAUGAAGGCAUCAGCGAGGAUGGAUUCUUUUUUGCUAUAAAGGAGGUUUCUUUGUUAGAUCAAGGAAGCCAAGGCAAGCAGAGCAUUUUGCAGCUUGAGCAGGAAAUUUCUCUUUUAAGUCAGUUUGAACAUGAGAACAUAGUUCGAUAUCUCGGCACAGACAAGGAUGGUAAGAAGCUUUACGUUUUCCUUGAGUUCAUGAGCAAAGGUUCACUUGCAACCCUUUAUCACAAAUGCAAGUUGAGAGAUUCCCAAGUAUCCGCAUUCACUAGGCAAAUUUUAAAUGGUUUAAAGUAUCUCCAUGACCAGAAAGUGGUACACAGGGACAUUAAAUGUGCUAACAUAUUGGUUGAUGCGAGUGGAACUGUGAAACUUGCAGACUUUGGACUGGCAAAGGCCACCGAAAUGAAUGCUGCUAAAACCUUCAUAGGAAGUCCUUUUUGGAUGGCACCUGAGAUCGUCAAUCCAAAGAAAAGAAGCUCUCAGUCGAACAGAAGCUAUGGGUUGGAAGUUGAUAUUUGGAGCCUAGGGUGCACUGUUUUAGAGAUGUUAACAAGCCAGCGUCCAUAUCCUAAAUUAGAUAAAGCGCAAGCAUUGUACAAAAUUGGCAAGGGUAAACAUCCUCCUCUUCCCCGAUCUUUAUCAAGCGACGCUCGAGACUUCAUCCUCACAUGCUUGCAGAAAAACCCGAAGGAUCGGCCUUCUGCAGUGCAGUUGCUAAACCAUCCCUUUGUGAGGUAACAUCUCUUUGGCUGUGAGGGGCAUCUAUUAUAUUGGACCUUCCCAAAAGAUCGAUGGUCCUUGCGAAUGGUCUUGGGGCUGCAACUGAUUUUCUGGUGUCUUGUUCAUCUGAAAUUUGUAAAUAACACGUGAUGUUGUAUAUUUUCCAUUAGGAAGGAAAGAAGGAGACAGAUGUGUUGACAAUGACUAAGGUUUUCUGCUUCUAGGAAAAGCUUAGAUAGGUGGGUGCAACUUCUAGAGGAUAAGCAAACAAGAAUGACAUCCUUGGAAUCCGUGAUGGAACGAGCAUUUGCUUCA
Eucalyptus grandis is the source of this 2304-nucleotide messenger RNA. Its product is annotated as mitogen-activated protein kinase kinase kinase 1-like. Bases 43 to 2007 code for a protein of 654 amino acids. The transcript has 9 exons. Gene Ontology annotation, biological process: protein phosphorylation. The record is from RefSeq and is a predicted model, not a curated record. NCBI's taxonomy places the organism in Eukaryota, Viridiplantae, Streptophyta, Magnoliopsida, Myrtales, Myrtaceae. Gene Ontology annotation, molecular function: protein kinase activity; ATP binding.